Messenger RNA from Pectinophora gossypiella (pink bollworm), 4176 nucleotides. RefSeq lists its product as uncharacterized. Gene Ontology annotation, cellular component: membrane. Gene Ontology annotation, biological process: calcium ion import across plasma membrane. The transcript is spliced from 23 exons. NCBI's taxonomy places the organism in Eukaryota, Metazoa, Arthropoda, Insecta, Lepidoptera, Gelechiidae. The coding region runs from base 1 to 3936 and encodes 1311 amino acids. The record is from RefSeq and is a predicted model, not a curated record. Gene Ontology annotation, molecular function: protein binding; calcium channel activity.
AUGGGUGCAUCAUUGUGCAAGAUAUGCGCGUCGGGGGGCGUGCAGGGUGCGGGGUCGGUGCUCGACCGCGUCAUAUCACAGCCUGACAGCGAAGCACAUACGGUACUCUAUAAGCUAGCCGACUAUAAGAAAGGUGGUCUUCUCUUAGAGACGUAUGCACGUGGCGGCAUGGCGGCCGCCGAGCGGCUGAUCCGUGAGGAUUUCUCAGCGUACAUGUAUGCUGGCGGGCGAGGUCGCGUCAUCAAUAGGGCCGAGUACCUGCGGUGGAAGUUCCGCGACCAGGAGCAGGUGGUACUGCCAAUAGAAGCGUCGCUGUCUCCACAUGACCCUUUAGCCAAGUGGGAGGACCACACCGCCUGCUGGCAGAUGAGCUACCGCGGCGCGUUGGGGGAGUCCUUACUGCAUGUGCUCAUUAUAUGCGAUACCAAGAUCCACACAAGACUAGCAAGAACGUUAGUGAAAUGCUUCCCCAAGUUAUCGCUAGACGUGGUCGAAGGCGAGGAGUAUCUGGGCGCCAGUUCCUUGCACCUCGCCAUCGCGUACAGCAACAACGAGCUGGCCCAGGACCUGGUCGAAGCCGGGGCCAAUGUCCACCAGCGAGCUAUUGGGAGCUUCUUCCUUCCCCGCGAUCAACAGCACGUGCCACCAGCCCGGGUGACCAACUACGAGGGUCUGGCGUACCUGGGCGAGUACCCGCUAGCGUGGGCGGCUUGUUGCGCCAACGAGGCCGUAUACAACCUGCUGCUGGAUUCAGACGCUGAUCCUGACUCCCAGGACUCCUUCGGCAACAUGAUCCUGCAUAUGGUCGUGGUUUGUGAUAAAUUGGACAUGUUCGGCUACGCGCUCCGCCACCCGAAGGUACCAGCCAGUAACGGCAGGAUGAAUAAGGCUGGGUUCACUCCUCUGACACUGGCGUGCCAGUUGGGCCGAGCGUCUGUCUUCAGAGAGAUGCUGGAACUGUCUGCCAAGGAGUUCUGGAGAUACUCCAACAUCACCUGCUCUGCUUACCCGCUUAAUGCUUUGGAUACAUUGUUGCCUGAUGGAAGGACUAAUUGGAACUCAGCACUUUUCAUAAUCCUGAACGGAACGAAACAGGAGCAUCUCAACAUGUUGGAUGGUGGCAUUAUACAGAGACUGCUGGAGGAAAAGUGGAACACAUUCGCAAGCAAAAAGUUUGCCAAACGCCUUAUGAUUCUGAUGCUGCAUUUGCUGCUUCUCUCCAUAUCAGUCUACUUGAGACACAGCAGUCUCGAAGCCGAGGAGAACCCUGAUUGGGGUUUAGUGGUGGAUGACGUCAGAAGCGGUGUCAGACUGGCCUGUGAACUCGGCACCAUUGUCAGUACACUGUGCUAUAUCAUCCUGCAGCAAGGAGAUGAGCUGAAGAACCAGGGAUUGGUUGCUUAUUUCAAGCAGUUGAUCCACGAGCCAGCCAAGUUCAUCUUCCUGGUGUCGAACCUGCUACUCCUAGCGUGCAUCCCAGCGCGACUGAGCCAGCAGACCAUGCUGGAGGAGGCGCUGCUCAUCUUCCUGCUGCCCGGCUCCUGGUUUCUACUCAUGUUCUUUGCCGGGGCGGUGAAGCUGACGGGUCCGUUCGUGACGAUGAUCUACAGCAUGAUCACGGGAGACAUGUUCACAUUUGGCAUCAUCUACUGCAUCGUGCUCUUCGGGUUUUCGCAGUCAUUCUUCUUUCUUUAUCGAGGUUUCCCAAACGUUCAGUCCACGCUGUUCUCUAGCUACCCCAGUACAUGGAUGGCGCUGUUUCAAAUCACAUUAGGAGACUACAGUUACUCGGACCUGAGUAUGACGACGUACCCCAACCUGGCGAAGACCGUGUUUGCAGUGUUCAUGGUGUUCGUGCCCAUCCUGCUGCUCAACAUGCUGAUCGCUAUGAUGGGCAACACGUAUGCCCACGUCAUCGAGCAGUCCGAGAAGGAGUGGGUCAAACAGUGGGCGAAAAUCGUGGUAUCCCUCGAGCGCUCCGUAGCGCAGGAGGACGCCCACAGAUACCUGCAAGAGUACUCCAUCGGCCUGGGACCUUCAGACGACCCUCGCUACGAGCAGCGGGCCGUGAUGGUCAUCAAGAGCAAGGCCAAGACCCGCGCCCGCCAGAGGAAGGGGGCAAUGGCCAAUUGGAAGCGUGUCGGAAAAGUGACGAUCGCGGAGCUGAGGAAGCGAGGCAUCACCGGCGAGGAUCUGCGACAGCUGAUGUGGGGGCGAGCCUCCAUCUCAUCACCAACUAAAGCUCCAUUAGUGAGAGGCCCGCCACCGGAUUGCGUGACAGCCGGUUCAGCGAUUACUUCCGCUCUUAACGUGAUGGCUUUCACCGAUAUUGACUUGGGCACCGAUCCUACAGCACAAAAGCAACCCACGCCAGAUCUUCUAGUCAACGACAAAACAAAAAUGAUGAACCAACCGACAACAGGAGUAACAUUUGGCCCUCAACCUGCUGGGACCCCUGGUGCCAAGGUCGCUUCCACUCCUAGUGUAGGAGUACCAAUGAUUCCCGCAGUACAGGGUUCUGGAGGGAUAUAUCUGACACCUACUGGACAAAUGACUUCUGCUUCCGGAGCACAAAUGGCGCCUGCUGGAAUGAUAAUGGGCGCUACUGGUGUUGGUGUACCAAUGACUCCUUCUGGAGUACCAAUGACUCCUGGUGUCUCUGUGACUCAUUCUGGUGUACCAAUGACUCCUACUGGUUUACCUGUGACUCCUUCUGGAGUACCAAUGACUCCUGUUGUCUCUGUGACUCAUUCUGGUAUACAUAUGAGUCCUUCUGGGGUCCAAAUGACUCCAUCUGGAUUACCUAUGAGUACUUCUGGAGUACCAAUGAGUCCUGGAGCACCAGUGACUCCUUCUGGAGUACCAAUGACUCCUGCAGGAAUGUCUAUGCCGGCUGGUAUAGGAAUGCUGCAAGGCGCUUCUACUAUAGGAGGGAUGCCACCUGGAAGUUUCAUGCCCGGUACUCAAGGAGGGCUUAUGACCAACGUGAUGGGGGUGCCCUCAGGACAGAGGAUACCUGAUCAGCAAUUACUUGGCGCUGGUAUGAUUCAAGAUCCUCAGAAAGCUGCGAUGUUCUUUGCUCAACAACCAACAGCACCCCCAGACGAAGUCUUCCGAGACUUCCUGUUCGAGCUGAUCAACCUGGUGGAGACUACGGACCCUAACGAGGCAGACGUACGAGAGUUGGCGGAGCAGGCGGCCGACCUUACCAAUGUGCCGGAGAUCGACAUCAAUAUUAAUCUAGCCGCCAAAUCCGCCCGUAAGGUGGUCGCAGGUGCAGUGUCAGGGUUGUUCGGAGUUGCGGCCGACGCCCCGGCUGCGGAGGCGGGUUGGCGGCGCGAAAGACAGGAUCAUAGUGAUAGCGAUCCUAUAUCGGAAUCAGUGCUUCUGGGAAGAGCAUCACGAGCGCGCCGUGCGCGAUCUGCUUCAAAAAAAGCCGCACCUCCACCACCACACCUUUACGUGCCGGCCAGAUCGAUGUACUUAGUGGCGUCAGAGAGCAGCGCUGUGGAGAGUGAUGUGCCAUGGGAAGAACCGCCAAGUUCUGGCAACAACUCGGCGGUGGCAGGCAAAAGAGAUGAUGCGGCCAGGAUACGAGCAGCACGACCGUUUUGUAUCCAAUAUGCUACUGGACAGGUCAGCCAAGUUGAACACUCGCUCUUCGUCGAGGGAAGUGGCGACGGCGUGGAGGUAGAAGGUGCAGCGCCAGCUCGUAUGAUGGUGAAACACGAACAGAAACGAGUUCGACCAAAAACUGCGAGACCACGUCGCAACAAAGUAUCUCCAGUCCCCGAAUCAAGCACCCCAGGUACUCCGUUGGAGCACUGGGCGACUGCGCCCCUGUCUCGGCUGUCGCGACUUAUACGCUCCUCCAGUGCGUCGACUGCUUCACUCGCCUCGCAUUCUUCGCCGGAGUCGACACCCAAACGAUAUUAAUCUUAGAAAUUUUAGUUUUAAACCACGUUCUAUAAACCUGCCUUAGUUGCCUACUGUUACUUAAGUUGCGGAAAUUAAUGAAAUUGUUAGUCAAGUUACCUAAGUUAAUCGAAUCGAAGUGAUGACCCUUACCACGAUUAAAAAUAAGUAUAAUAUAUAGUUAUAGUCAUUUAUGUACUUAUAGAAUUAUGAGCAUCGGAUAGGUCUCCGACAUUUCUAUGAUAGUGUCUUUUAAGCUUU